Molecule: messenger RNA, 1397 nt
Organism: Aplosporella prunicola CBS 121167
Lineage: Eukaryota; Fungi; Ascomycota; Dothideomycetes; Botryosphaeriales; Aplosporellaceae
Exons: 2
Coding region: 100-1152 (350 amino acids)
Biological process (GO): glycine import into mitochondrion
Cellular component (GO): mitochondrial inner membrane; mitochondrion
Molecular function (GO): glycine transmembrane transporter activity
Source: RefSeq, a predicted model, not a curated record
CCCGCCCACAGCUCUUCCCCAAGCCCACCAUGUUCACGUAACGAACCUCGCACCUCACCGCACCCAUUUCGCUCCAAUUCGUUGGAUGAAGCCACGGCAAUGUCAGAUGGCGGCCAAAAGCGCUCGUCGUCUUCCUUCCACUUCUUCGCAGGCCUGAGCUCGGGCAUGCUCAGCGCAGUGCUGCUGCAGCCGGCAGACCUGCUCAAGACACGCGUGCAACAAUCUCACAGCACGACAUUGACGGCGACGCUGCGCGACAUCGCGGCGGGGCCCCACCCCAUCCGAUCACUAUGGCGGGGAACAGUGCCGUCUGCACUGCGAACGGGCUUCGGUAGCGCGUUGUACUUCAGCACGCUGAAUGCACUGCGGCACAACUGGGCAAGAUUGAGCAUUUCAGCAGCAACGCAAGGCCGCGACCCGGCCAGCGGCAACAACGGUCUCGGUGGCGGCGGCACCCAGAGCCACUCCUCCAGCUUGAUCAAGCUCUCCUCAUGGGGUAACCUAGCCACCGGGGCGCUGGCCCGCGCCGGCGCCGGCUUCGUCAUCAUGCCCAUCACCGUUAUUAAGGUCCGCUUCGAGAGCAGCUACUACGCGUACCGCUCACUGUGGCACGCCGCGAGCGACAUCAUCUCGACGGCGGGCCCGCGCGGCUUCUUCGCCGGCUUUGGCGCCACCGCCGUGCGUGACGCGCCCUACGCUGGGCUGUACGUGCUCUUCUAUGAAGAGAGUAAGCGACGGUUGAGCGCCUUCGCGGGGCAGCUGGGCGGCAAGAACGGCAAUAUCAAUGGCAACACCACCACAAUCCCCGACGCAGACGCAGACCCCACACCCACGCCCCCCGUCGUCGCGCUCAGCGGCUCCACUGCCGCUGGCAUCAACUUCGCCUCCGGCGUGCUGGCGGCCUGUCUAGGCACUGCGCUCACGAACCCUUUCGACGCGAUCAAGACGCGCCUGCAGCUGCUGCCGCAUCGGUACAGCAAUAUGGGGCAGGCGGCGCGGCUGAUGCUGCGCGAGGAAGGCUUCAGCAGCCUGUUUGACGGGCUGGGCAUCCGCAUUGCAAGGAAGGCGGUUAGUUCGGCGCUCGCGUGGACGCUGUAUGAGGAGUUGAUUCGGAGAGCGGAGAGGAAGUGGACGACCCAGGCGGUUCUUUAAGGUGAUGUGGCUCUGGUGAGGUGAAGGAGAUGAUGGUGACGAGAAACGGGAAUCCCUGCUCUUCAUAGCCUUGUUUGUUUAGCUUUUUCUCUCUUCUAGGCUUUUGUUUUCCUCGUCCACCUUUCCAUCAGACAGGGAGUGGUUAUAAGUAUGUAUAUGUAUCAUUAUGGACGGUCAAAAAGUGAGGCGUAACGGAGGAAUAUUUUGGGUAGACAGAACAUAUACAUGGAGACUACUCUGCCGAG